Messenger RNA from Planococcus citri (citrus mealybug), 1596 nucleotides. RefSeq names its product serine protease snake-like. Lineage: Eukaryota; Metazoa; Arthropoda; Insecta; Hemiptera; Pseudococcidae. Gene Ontology annotation, molecular function: serine-type endopeptidase activity. The coding region runs from base 181 to 1419 and encodes 412 amino acids. The transcript has 9 exons. The record is from RefSeq and is a predicted model, not a curated record. Gene Ontology annotation, biological process: proteolysis.
UAAAUUCACGAAUUCUCCCACCACAUGAGGUUGUUUGUAUAUUAUAGCUUGCACCUAGCUCAGAGAAUGAAUUCGUGUAAGGUGAAAUAACAUCUUGAUAAGUUGAUAGCGUUCGAAAUCUAUUCGAUUUUGGCAAACAUUUCUAACAACCUGCAUCUCAUUUUCCUUUAGUUUUUUAUAAUGUCAAUUUUCCGAAUAUCAAUGUGCUGUGAUUCAAUAAUUGCGAUUACUUUAGUGUUACUGUCAGCUCAUCUUUGCAACAGUCAAGCAAAAGGAAAAGGCCCUGUUUUUCAAGAUAACUGCGCUAAACAUGGACAGAUCUGUGUAACUCACUACAAUUGUUCCAACGCGAGAGAUCUUAUCAAUAGUAAAAAAGCUAUACCAUGCGGGUUUCGAGACGAAGUUUUGAAAAAAGAUACAAAAAUAUGUUGCCAAUCGUCAAAUAUCAUUCCGGUAGUCACUUCACCUCCAACACCAAUUAUUCGUGGGCCAGGCAUUACUUCCCCAACGACCACUUCCAGGAACUCCGCAGCAGUAGCUUUACAAAAAUGCCAAGAGUACACAAAAUAUCAAUAUGUGACAAAAUGGAAAGAUCCAGAUUUACCUGGGGAGAAGCGUAUUUCAUACCAAGAGCAAGAUUGCCUUAAUGUGGAAACAUUAAUCGCCGGAGGAGUCCCAGCUAGAUCCAAAGAAUACCCUCACAUGGCUGUCAUUGGAUAUGGAAAUGACUUCAAAAGCGUCACAUGGGAUUGCGGCGGCAGUUUAAUCAGUGAAAAGUUCGUCAUGAGUGCUGCACAUUGUGGCAAAACUGUAGCAUCGGGACCGCCACGGUGGGUUUUACUGGGAGAUUUAACCCUAUCCUCGACAAAAGAUGACGCCAAGCCAAAAAUUUACAGAAUAGUGAAAAUUCACGACCACCCUAAUUACAAGGCACCAUCAGUCUACUAUGAUAUCUCGCUCUUCGAGUUGAAUACUACCGUCGCAAUCAACCCUUAUGUAAGGCCAGCUUGCCUGUAUACUUCAACGGCUGAUUUUCCUGCUAAAACUAAAGCAAGCAUUACUGGUUGGGGAAGGACCGGAACAGUCGAACGAGUAAGCAAUGCAUUAUUAAAAGCAACUAUUGAAGUAACCGAACAUCAGAAGUGCAGAACCACAUUUGAAAUCAAUCCAACCAAGCUGUCACGUGGUUACGAUUCAAGCAACAUGAUUUGUGCUGGAGAUACAGAGAAGGGCAGGGAUACGUGUCCGGGUGACUCGGGAGGUCCGCUGCAAAUCCUGAUACCAAAUGUAACUUGCAUGUGGAAUAUCGUAGGAGUGACAUCAUUUGGCCCAGGUAUCUGUGGCAAUAACGAAGAGCCGGGAGUUUACACCAAAGUUUCGCACUAUCUGGAUUGGAUCCAGAGCAUAGUUUGGCCUUGACAGAGGCUAAUUCAUGAUUGAGAAAAUUAUUGCUGCGGUUUAAUUGGGAAUAUUUUGAAAAGUUUCAAAAAUUCGACUGAUGGAUAUUUGAAGAGCUGCGCAGAAGGGAUGUAAAUUCAAACUUGAAUGUUUUGUUGUUGAAUACUGUGAUGAAUAUAUAUUUUUUUUCAAUUUUAA